UGGCGGGAGGCGGUGGCGCCCGACGGGCGCGCGUACUACUACCACGCGGCGACCAAGGCGACGUCGUGGACGCGGCCGGUCGCUGCCGACGCGAGCGUGGAGCUGCCUCCGCUGCCAGAAGGGUGGAAGGAGGCGAGGGCGCCGGACGGGAGGACGUACUACCACCACACGGUGAGCAAGGAGACAUCGUGGAAGAGGCCGCAGCUCGAG
Emiliania huxleyi CCMP1516 is the source of this 210-nucleotide messenger RNA. RefSeq lists its product as hypothetical. Gene Ontology annotation, cellular component: U1 snRNP; U2-type prespliceosome. Gene Ontology annotation, molecular function: RNA binding; protein binding. NCBI's taxonomy places the organism in Eukaryota, Haptophyta, Isochrysidales, Noelaerhabdaceae. The record is from RefSeq and is a predicted model, not a curated record. Gene Ontology annotation, biological process: mRNA cis splicing, via spliceosome. The transcript has a single exon. The annotation marks the transcript as partial.